Salvelinus fontinalis (brook trout) is the source of this 4731-nucleotide messenger RNA. RefSeq lists its product as uncharacterized. Lineage: Eukaryota; Metazoa; Chordata; Actinopteri; Salmoniformes; Salmonidae. Gene Ontology annotation, molecular function: nucleic acid binding; zinc ion binding. The transcript is spliced from 7 exons. The record is from RefSeq and is a predicted model, not a curated record. Bases 1291 to 4185 code for a protein of 964 amino acids.
CCCAAUCUCUGAGGGUCCUAAAGGUGCAAUAUGCUGAAAUCACUGCCAUUUCCUGGUUGUUAAAACAGGUUAUGUAGAGAAUCAUAGUACCAUCUAAACUGCUGAAAUGUAUUCAAUAAACACAAUUGUAUUUUCAGCAGUUUAAUGGUAAUGACCGCAUAAAUGAUUUGUUGGGAAUCUAUUUAGAGGUGUAAUUUGUUUUUGGGAUAAACACCAAAUGAACUGUGGUAAACACAGGCUUAAGUCUUGUGUUCUGAGUAGCAUCAGUAAACAUUACGUAAUGAGCACAAGGGUGAAGGUAACCGGCUGCUAUCUCAGACAAAAGUAUACGAUCUGAGACUUACCUCGGACCUUAUGUUCAACUAUUCAAAAAGAUUUGUGAUUUCUUCGGGAUACCUGGACGACCCCGAAUUAACUCGUUUCGGGCGAGCAGUCUAGUGACAGAUUUAAAUCAAAUUUUAUUUGUCACACGGUUAGCAAAUGUUAAUGCGAAAUGCCGUAAUAACCAACAAGUAAUCUAACAAUGCCACAACUACUACCUUAUACACUCAAGUGUAAAGGGAUAAAGAAUAUGUACAUAAAGAUUUAUACAAAUUCUAUGUGCAUUUGGUCGGGUCUUCAGAAAACUUACAUGGCUGCUUUAAAGCUGUCAUUCUGAAAUGUUUGACCAUAGAGAUGAAGGGCAUAGCUCAGAUUCAAAUUAAAAUACGUUUUACCCUUAAAUUCAAUAUAACCUUGGGAGACGACAAUUGUCGUUAGACAUGUUUCACAUAAAGGCAACCUGGGGACCCGAGGUAAGCGAGACUCGGCAGUGUAACUUCCCUUUGAAUGAUGUUGCCACAGCAUAGUUCAAUGGCUGUACCAAAGCUGGUGGAUGAAGAUCUUACUCAAGCCGUUAACAUUGACGAAAAAUGGCCACAGUUCCGGGGGGGGGGGCGCGCCUAUAGACACGAGUGCGACAUCUGUGUGGUCUGCUUAGUUCAUUGACUAACGUUAAAUGAACCAACACAUAUUUGCGAGAUGGAUGUCUUGCUUCCUCUUCCGUAAUCUCUGGUACCGGUAGGAAUUCGUGUCCGCCAAGCCGGGUAAACGUCACUUCUCCGAGAAGAGCAAAAUACGGAUGCCGAACAGAACCGAAUGGAAUAACAAAACAGUAGUUGGUCCAGAAUCAGGUUGCCCUUGGAGAUGGGAGACUGAUCUGACAUAAUGUGAUUGGCCAGCCUGAGACUGAAGCGUCCCUGACUCCUCCCCCAGCGAUCUCUGUUUGUGUUUUCAGAUGUAGAACACCAAAUGCCUGCUGACGAGCAGUCUGGCCCCUCUGCUCAAGAUGCAGAGCAGGGUCAGACAGAUCCACAGAAGGAGAUGGACACUGUUCGCAGGGGGGAGAGGGAGGAGGAGCAGCCCGGGCCAUCCAGAGUUCCUCCCCCCAGACAGGGCUACUGCAGCUGCUGCCAGAUACUCUACAACAACGUGGAGCAGCACAUCCUAAGCCCCAGACACAGGGAGGUGGUUCAUAGUACUCACACCUACGUCCCCUCUGGAAGCCUGAUGGAGAGAUUCCUAUCAGACGUAAUCCAGCAUCACCCGCACCUCUACAACGACCCUCGCCCCACCCACGCUGACCUGCCAUCUCCGAGCAGCCCGCUGGUUCCCAGGGAGGAGCUAUUGGAUCUCUGCGCCAGCGACGAUGACGGGGCGUCGUUCGGAACCCGAGAGCACAUGCCCAGCUCUGACGACUCUUCCUGUCAGCUUGUUUACAUACAGGAAGCGGAUGUUGCCUCAGAAACAAGGACCAGCCAACCAGAAGAAGGUAGAGGGGGAAAGGCGGAGUCAGAGAGGUUAACCCCAAUUGCUCCAGACCAGGAUAUAAGACCAAGUUCUGGGGAAGGGACUCACUCACACACACCUUCCCCUGACUACUUACCAACACACCCCACAAGACCUUGUAGCCAGAAGCAAACCCCUCCUCCGGUACACCGGAAAGCACACAGGAAGACCAACCGGCGGAGAGAGAGAGGGAGCAACUCCUCCUCUUCCUCCAUCCAUCCUCCCCGCUCCCCCGCCUCUGCUACCCCAACAGACCAGAGAACCCAGGAAACACCAGAGAACCAGCCUCCCUACAAGCCGAGGGACCGGACCACAGACCCCAAGCCCCGGACGGUAAACACUGGCUGGGCCGCGUGGGCGGGGGUGCCCCCCUGGAGGCGGAGGGAGACCCAGAAGGAGCUGGCGUUCUCCGGUGACCACUCCGACCCUGAGGGGGACACAAUAGAGGAGGUGAUCCAGACACACUGCUACGGCCGCAGUCCCACACAACACCACCAGAGGGACCACAACAUAUGGACAGGGGGGGAGAGAGGGGAGGCAAGGGGGGAUACGGACAGCUUCCACCUUAGCCUCCCUGGCUCACUGGGAGUGAGUUCGGGGUCGGAGGACUGGGAUAGCCCUGUGCAGGUGGCUAUCGGGAGGGGGCAGGAGCGGAGGAAGGACAUCCCUGUGGUAGUGGGCUUAAGGCAGGGUGGAGGGGAGCGGGAGGGCAGGGCCCUGGCCUGUCUCAUGGAGGUACAGGUGAACAUGGAGGACCAGAUGUACACCAGCCAGCUGGAUUCUGCCCUCAACCCUGAGACUAGGACAGCGGGGGAGACAGAGGGAGAAAUGGAACGAACAGUGGAGGAGAUUCUCCCUGCACUCCCCCACAUCCCCGUGUCCUUCCUGGGGAAGACGUGGACCCAGGUGCUGCUGGAGGACGAGCAGAAGGUGGAGAACAUGGUCCGAGAGUUCCGACAAGGAAGGUUCCUCUGCUACUUCAAAAGCGAAUCCCUCGCCAGGCACGGGAAGUGGAGCAGCAGAGAUAUGGGGCGUGGCCAGAAGGAGGGGAUGGAAGACGGGGGGUGGGUUCCCCUUGGUGACCAUGACAAUGAAGAUGACAACCCAGAAUGCCACAUGAGGGGGAGGGAGGUGCUUAGGCGGAGGAAAGUUAGUAGGAGUUAUCGCCUGGCGUCCAGGUGUCAGGUGGUCAAAGUGAGUCACGGGACACAGACUACAGCAGCCAUCAUCCCCACUAUCCGACAGAGAACACUGGACCAGACAGGCACAUCCCCGGACAUCCUAACGCUGCCCUGUCAGGACCCCGGUGUUGACCAGGAGAAGACCCCAGAGAUGAAGACAAGGCUGUGCUCUCUCCGCCUGCCUGUCUCCUACUCCCGCAUCAUGACCCCCCUGCAGCCCCAAACCACUCUGAUCUAUGUCCUCUCCUCCCCCGAAACCCCUCCCUUUGACCCCAAGCCCCGCCUCAGACCCAUCGCCAGGGGCAACCGCGGCAGGAAAAGGUCAUGUGACGGGUGUGAAGGCAACGUGGGGGCCAAGGUCAAAUACAAAAGGGUUCCUUUGAGGUACUAUGACCCUGCCACCCACCGCAUUCUAAAGACCCCCCCCAAGGGCUUGAACCUCACCCCCUCCUCCUCUGGCCUCCCCAGACCCCCCCAGUCCCACGUGGUCAGACAACUGUUCAGGAGCCUGAGUCCAGACAUCAAUUCAGAGAGACAGGGGGGAGAGGGAGGGAGAGAUGGGUCGGGGGGUAGGAGGAGGGGUCGCAGCGGGGACAGUGUGGCGUCAGGGUCACUCUUAGAGGCAGGGGGGUCAUUUGGGGCUGGAACGUCGGGAACGUCGGAGGCAGGGUCAUCUGUGACUACGCCCUUCAGCCGCUCCUCUCUGUCCAAUAGCAGCCGAUUUCUACUGAGCACGCUCUCUCCCGACACAAACUCUAACCCAGAAGUGGCCCGGCAGCGGAGGCGGAGAGGAGGAGGACGGGAACGGAAGUUAAAGACGGACCGACCUCUAACCCCUGAGAAAGACCCCUCUUCUCCGUACAGGCCUUGGACAAGAGGGGGUAGGGGAGAACGGCAACCAGCAAGACGCAGCUCAAAAAGGGGGCGACCACCUCAAAUCAGCCCUCCACCUAAACCUCCACCACCCCAGGACCUCUCUCCCACAGUCGACCCCAGGAAAGGGCCCUCGCGACGGGUUGCAGAGAGUAAGAAACUCCCAAGGCCCAGAAGCCCAGCCAGGGGGGUCACUUCGACCCCUCUGAAACAGGCCAUCAGAACACCAAGCCGCCGGUCGUCCCCCCGACAAACCCCUGCUCCACUGCCCACCCGGACACUGAGGAGGAGAGUGAGGAGAUGACGGGAUGCAUCUCAACAGUCUACAGCGGCUUCCUUUCCUUGUCUCCUUUCCUCCAGCCGCACUGACAUGAAAUAAGAUGGCCGUGUUUAGCAGGGUGAAUGUUCAUAAUGUAGCAGAUACAAAUGUCACUACUUCACAUGAUAAGAGCUAUGUCUGCGCCACUUCAUUACAAUUCUACCUGAAACGUUGACUGUUUCCACAUUGCUUUCUCCGGUCCUGCUUUCAGUGCAGAUGAAGGAGAGGAGACAAGGAGCAUCUAUUGAGAUGUACCCUGGCUCUCUGAAGAGAUGGGGUGAGAAAGAAUGUAGAGAAGUGGAGGAGAGAUUGCCUCUUCCUCUCCUCUGCUUCCCAUCCUUCUCUCAUACGGUCAUGUUUUGCACAGAAACCAGCAGCAGAAUAGUUAGCAGGAUGUUUUUCAAGCUGUCUGUAUUGACAUGGUGGUUGUUGGGUUCUCAGUUUUAUUUUUUACAAUCAGGAUAUUUUUUUACGUUUAUAAGGACUUUGUCAAAAGCUUGUUUAUUUAAUAAAUAAUGCACAUGAAUUAAA